Helianthus annuus (common sunflower) is the source of this 2200-nucleotide messenger RNA. RefSeq names its product probable leucine-rich repeat receptor-like protein kinase At5g49770. NCBI's taxonomy places the organism in Eukaryota, Viridiplantae, Streptophyta, Magnoliopsida, Asterales, Asteraceae. The record is from RefSeq and is a predicted model, not a curated record. The transcript is spliced from 9 exons. Gene Ontology annotation, molecular function: protein binding. The coding region runs from base 17 to 532 and encodes 171 amino acids.
GGUGGGUUGCAGUUUUAUGGGUCCAAUUCCUGAUUCAUUGGGAUCCCUCAAUCAGCUAGUCUUUUUAGGUCUCAAUAAUAACCGCUUUACGGGACCUAUCCCACCCUCUAUUGGUAAUUUAAAUAAUCUUUCAUGGUUGGAUCUAAGUGAUAACCAGCUUUCAGGACCCAUUCCCGUCUCUAAUCCAACAGCGCCUGGCCUUGACAAUCUAGUAACUACAAAACACUUCCAUUUGUCAAAUAAUCAGUUAUCUGGUUCUAUUCGAUCUCAACUUUUCAACUCAAACAUGAGCCUAAUACAUUUUAUAGCUAACAACAACCAAUUAUCUGGACUAAUUCCUGCCUCGAUAGGAUCCGUGCAGACUCUUGAGGUCAUACGCCUGGACUCGAAUUGGUUGACAGGGGAUGUGCCUCAGAAACUAACGGAACUCAAAAGUGUUAAUGAGCUGCACCUGUCAAACAAUAAUCUGAACUGGACCUAUUCCAGAUCUCUCCGGAAUGAACUCACUCUAUUACGUGGACAUGAGCAGUAAUAGUUUUGAAUAUUCUGAUAUUCCAGCAUGGUUCACCCUUCCAUCGUUGACCACAAUAUUGAUGGGAAUGACGCAGCUCCAAGGAGAAAUCCCAUCAGGUGUCUUCCAAGCUCAGUUGGAGAGAUUGGUGCUAAGCAGUAAUCGGCUUAACGGAACCCUGGAUGUUGGCAACAGCUAUAGCAGUUACUUGAUUGUUGAUCUCAGUGACAAUUUCAUUACUAGCUUCACACAAAGUUCUGGAUAUAAUUUCAGCUUAAAGUGAGAUCUUACGUCCCUCGUAUCAUAUUCUACUUUCCAUGCAUUUAAUAUUGUUGAAAUGUAUGCCUAGCUUCAAUUUAAUGUCCACAUAUUAAUAUUUACUAAUGUUGCUUUUAUUUUAUGAUUUUAUGGUACUGGAUUGGAUGGCUUUGGAAUGUUGGACUGAGAGUGGGCUUGCUUAUAAAGUUCGUGGGCUUAGAAAAUUAAUUGUGAAGAAUGGGCUGGGCUGGAUGCUGGACAGAUAUGCGGGUCAAGAACUGUUGCAGAUCAAGCUGAAUUGGAGCAAUAUAUAUAGAGAAGAGUCUUCUGGAAUUAAGUCUUCUUAAAAAACCCACAAUCAUUUUUUGUCUCACUUUCGCUCUCUAACAUCACGCAAUUAGGGUUUUCAUAAUUUUAAGAUCAGAUUCGUCCUGAAUGUGAUCUCUAGGUUGAAUCUCUUUGUGUUGUUUAGUGAUUAUCGUGUUGGUAAUCACUUGGUGAUUGUAUAGAAAGUUUUAGGGUUCGUGAGAUGUACAGAUUGUUUGAUUUCUUGGGUUUGAAUCAGUAUAGAUGUGAAAGUUAUUGUAAUUAUCUUCAAAUAUGUAUAAUAGACCAUCGUUUUGACAAAUAUGAUAGAUAUAAGAACUUCAAAGAGUUGGCUGUUUUGACCCGUUUCUUUUGUGUUAUUUUUUUAUAACCCAAACGGGCCAAAUAAAAAAUGGCUAAAAAUAAAUGUGUCAAAUGGGUUGGAUGACUAGAAAUUUGUCAAAGUGGUCUUUUUUAAGGCAUACAACCUCUUGUAUCAUUGUUUUAGUAUGGUACUUUUCUACUUAUAUAUAACACAUUGGUUAUUGAUAGAAAAAGUAGACAAAAAGGGUUUCUGGAAUAGCCCAACCCUCCCAGAUUCAACCCCCGUUAAAAAUUUACCCUUCAACCCAACCUAUUACCUCAACCAUUAAUGGAAAUAUUUUUCUAUUACUGUGCAGUCUUGACAAUAAUCCAAUUUGUGAAGUUGGAGCAACAGCUAGAUAUUGUGCAGGUGGAAAGCCAGAUACGCCAAAGGAUUUACCAACAAAUAGUUGUCCGCUAGCACGUUGUGGUUCAAAUGAAGUGCUUAGUCCAAAAUGUAAAUGCACGAAGCUGUAGGAGGUUUGGCCUGGUGGUCAGCUCGAAUUCUUUCAUUUAAGGCUCCAAUUUAUCACUCAAGAUUUUCCCCAAUUUCGUUUUUUUGGUCCUCUUUUUUAGCGUAAAAUGCAUAAUCAUUGUUUUGCAUAAUUUAUGCGCCUAUUUAUGGUUUUAAUUUCAAGAACUAUAAGCCUUUUUUUGUAUUUUCAUCAAUUUGGCACCAAAUUUAGGAUUCCCCAUAAAAGGGCACCUCUUGUGUUGGUUUGACAUACAGUUCUUUUAUCAAAGUUUAUUGAGAUUUAUAUC